AUGCCAAACACCAUCGGGGAUGUUCCAGAUUGGAAGCCAUGUCAUACUCCACGCUGGGUCAAGGAUAUCCAGAGUGCCGACGAUCUCCACGAACUCACCAAGGACGUUCAAGCUGACUUUCAAAGCCGACUGGAACCAUACGUGCGUUCAGAGAAAAGGUUUCAAGCCCUCGCGACCGUUCUGAAGAAUUGCAGCGAGUGCAUCGUUCAAAGAGCAUCCGAAGGGCUGAUCAAGAAUUGCGAUCGCGCCGAGCAAGUGUCCACUCAACUGUUCCAUUGGGCGGAAGUCUUGCUGGCCAACGAUUUCACCCGAGAAGGCAAGGCCACAAAAGACCGGAUGUUCAACACGAUAUUCAGGGAGUGGCAAAGCGUUCUUGUCACUCUCGCACCUGCUGACCAGCAAGUUGUGGCGCCCUUCAAAGAAACUCUAAACGCCCUUCUGCAAGUCAAAAUAUCGGCAGGUAAUUUCGGUCAAAUUUUUCUUCACGUCUCUGGUUCGAAUGACCUUUACAACUUGACCGGCGAUCAAGAUCCAAUGCUUUCUUUGAUCACCAACACUGACGUGCGCAGCCAGAUUUUUUACAAGCUUGGCGGCGAGAAAGCGCCCCCGUUUUCAGAAGGGGUGUCCCAAACGCCACCGUCCAACCAAGUUCCCGAGGCUCUGCGCAAUUUUUUCCGCUCCCUUCACCUUCAAGAUGAUGUUGAGCGUAGCAUUCCACCCUGUCAACUCGAGUAUGACGCGAUUCUCCGAGUUCUGAAAAAGACUGUGGCAUUGUGGAACAUGGACAAAGCUUUCGGACUCAAGGAGAGGGAGUUUCGUACUGCUGUGGAAGCCGGGGCCAUUCUGACUGUGCAUUUCCUGUCACGCAUAUUUGUUUGCAGUGCGUCAGGCGUUGAAACCAAGGUUCUGAUCGAAUAG
This is a messenger RNA of Capsaspora owczarzaki ATCC 30864, 918 nucleotides long. RefSeq lists its product as hypothetical. NCBI's taxonomy places the organism in Eukaryota, Filasterea, Ministeriida, Capsasporidae. The coding region runs from base 1 to 918 and encodes 305 amino acids. The transcript has 3 exons. The record is from RefSeq and is a predicted model, not a curated record.